Messenger RNA from Rhodamnia argentea, 4611 nucleotides. RefSeq lists its product as uncharacterized. The record is from RefSeq and is a predicted model, not a curated record. Gene Ontology annotation, molecular function: nucleic acid binding. The coding region runs from base 1 to 4611 and encodes 1536 amino acids. The transcript is spliced from 2 exons. NCBI's taxonomy places the organism in Eukaryota, Viridiplantae, Streptophyta, Magnoliopsida, Myrtales, Myrtaceae. Gene Ontology annotation, biological process: DNA integration.
AUGGCUGACGAAACCGGAGAGCAAAGGAGGACUUUAAAGGAUUAUGCCUCACCUACGGUCCAAGGGUCAACAUCAAGCAUUAGGAGGCCAACCAUACAAGCGAACAAUUUUGAAAUUAAGCCUUCCCUAAUUCAGAUGCUUCAAAACGCUGUCCAAUUCGGUGGAUUACCGAAUGAUGAUCCCAAUAUCCAUUUAGAUGCUUUUCUUGAAAUUUGUGACACCAUAAAAUAUAAUGGUGUUACUAAUGAUGCCAUUAGGUUAAGAUUGUUCCCUUUUUCAUUGCGUGAUAAAGCUAAGUCAUGGUUAACUUCCCUUCCUGCAGGAUCUAUCACGACUUGGGACGACUUAGCUCAAAAAUUUCUUAGUAAGUACUUUCCUCCCGCUAAAUCUGCCAAGAUGCGUAACGAUAUUUCUACUUUUGUGCAUAUGGAUGGUGAAUCUCUGUAUGAAGCAUGGGAGAGGUUUAAAGAAUUACUAAGGCGUUGUCCGCAUCAUGGUCUACCAGUUUGGAUGCAAGUGCAUACAUUUUAUAAUGGAGUGAUGCCGAAUUUGAGGUCUACCAUUGAUGCUGCAGCUGGAGGGACGUUGAACAACAAAUCACCUAAGGAAGCCUUUGAUCUUUUAGAAGAGAUGGCAUCUAAUAGCUACCAAUGGCCAACCGAGCGGCUAUCUACUAGAAAGCCAAGUGGAAUUUAUGAAGUCGGUGACAAGAAUGCCAUUGCCGCACACUUUGCUGCUUUAAACAAAAAGAUUGACUCAGUUUUGAAGAUUCAAGGCUCAACUUGUGAAUUUUGUAAUGGAAGCCAUGCUAGCAGCGAAUGUCAAGUAGGUAAUCCUUUUGCACAUCCUCCUGAAAAUACUAACUUUGUUGGAAAUUUCAGCAGGCCUCUACGAAACAACCCUUAUUCAAACACUUACAAUCCUGGAUGGCGAAAUCACCCAAAUUUCUCAUGGAGCAACCAAAAUCAGCAAGGGCUGAGACCAACGCCACCAUCAUUUAGGCCUCUUGAGGAGAAACAGCACGGCCAUCUUGAGGAGAUGGUUACUAAACUAGCUCAAACAACUCAAGACUUCAUUAAAAGUGCUGAUGUGAGGUUCCAAAAUCAAGAGGCAUCUAUUCGAAAUCUGGAGAAGCAAGUUGGCCGGUUAGCGAAUCAUUUGUCCGAAAGACCGUAUGGUGCCCUUCCGAGCAACACCGAGAAGAAUCCAAUUGAGAAUGCAAAAGCAAUCAUCUUGAGGAGUGGGAAAGAAGUUAGCAUAAACUUGUCUAAUGAAGCAACAGAAAAAAAGAAAGAAACCACACCACCCGAAGCCGAAGCACCCGAAAUCAAGCCCCGCAAAGCCGAUCCACCUCGAAGCAAGUUAUUUCCGGAUAAUCCAAAGCUAUAUGUGCCGCCAAUUCCAUACCCGGAAAGACUUCAGCAACACAAAAUAGAUAAGCAGUUCUCUAAAUUCCUUGAUGUUUUUAAGAAAUUGCACAUUAAUAUUCCUUUUGCGGAUGCCUUAGCCCGGAUGCCUAGUUAUGCUAAAUUUUUGAAGGAGAUUUUAGCAAACAAACGAAAAUUGGAAGAUUAUGAAACUGUGAAGCUUAAUGAGGAGUGUUCAGCUAUUUUGCAGAAUAAGUUACCACCAAAGUUGAAAGAUCCAGGGAGUUUUACUAUUCCUUGUACUAUUGGUAAUUCUUAUUUUGAUAAGGCAUUGUGUGAUUUAGGUGCAAGUAUUAAUCUAAUGCCUCACUCUGUUUUCAGGAAAUUAGGUUUGGGAGAAGUAAAAGCUACCACUGUAUCUCUUCAAUUAGCCGAUCGAUCGAUCAAAUACCCAAGAGGAAUAGUGGAGGAUGUUCUAGUUAAGGUUGACAAGUUUAUUUUCCCUGCAAAUUUCAUUGUCUUGGAGAUGGAGGAGGAUUUCGAGGUUCCGAUCAUCCUAGGCCGACCUUUUCUAGCAACAGGGAGAGCUCUAAUUGAUGUGCAACGAGGAAAAUUAAUUCUUAGAGUUCAAGAUGACCAAGUCACCUUCGAUGUGUUCAAAGCCAUGAAAUAUGUUGCUGAACCGAAUGAUUGUUUGAGAGUUGAUGCAGUUGAUAAGCUUGUGGAAUCGGCUUUUAGUAAAGCUACAAUUGAAGACCCAUUAGAGGCGUGCUUGGUUCGGCCAAGCAAGGGAGAAGCCGAAGUUGAAGAAGUGGAGCAGUACACAAAAUUUUUGGAAGCAAAUCCACCUCUUUUGAGAUUUAGACCACCGAAAUUCGAAGAAUUAGGGUCGAACUUGAAGAAAAGGAUACCCUCUAUUGAAGAACCACCAAUUCUAGAACUCAAACCUUUACCAUCUCAUCUUAAAUAUGCUUUUCUUAAUGGUGUUUCUUCUCUUCCAGUAAUUAUUUCUUCUUCUUUGACAGGUGUGAUGGAGGAGAAGCUACUCCGAGUUUUAAGAGACCAUAAAAGAGCAAUAGGGUGGACCAUUGCAGAUAUUAAAGGAAUAAGCCCCUCGAUAUGCAUGCAUAAAAUAUUGAUGGAGGACCAAUUCAAAUCAGUCAUCCAACCCCAAAGGAGGCUCAAUCCAAAAAUGCAAGAGGUGGUAAAGGCCGAGGAAGGAAUUGUGCUAGGUCAUAAGAUCUCUAUGAGUGGAAUUGAGGUGGACCGAGCUAAGAUUGAAGUUAUUUCAAAAUUACCGCCUCCUACCUCCGUGAAGCUUGUUCGAGGAUUUUUGGGACAUGCAGGAUUUUAUAGGCGUUUCAUUAAAGAUUUUUCUAAGAUUGCUAGACCCCUUUGUAAAUUGUUAGAAAAAGAUGCUAAAUUUGACUUCUCUAAUGAUUGUUUGCAGGCAUUCAAUGCAUUGAAGGAGAAGUUAGUUUCGGCUCCUAUCAUGACUGCGCCUAAUUGGGAUUUUCCUUUCGAGUUAAUGUGUGAUGCUAGUGACUCGGCUUGUGGAGCUGUACUUGGACAAAGAAAGGAUGGAAUUUUUCGAACCAUAUACUAUGCAAGCCGCGCCUUGUCCGGAGCUCAAUUGAAUUAUGCCACAACCGAAAAGGAGCUUUUAGCGAUAGUGUUUGCUUUUGAUAAGUUCCGCUCUUAUUUAAUUGGUUCCAAAGUCAUUGUUUACACCGACCACUCUGCUCUUAAGUAUUUGCUUGAAAAGAAAGAUUCAAAACCUAGGUUGAUUAGGUGGAUCUUACUGCUGCAAGAGUUCGACUUGGAAAUCAAAGACAAGAAAGGAACAAAAAAUUUAGUAGCUGACCAUCUCUCUAGAUUGCCAAAUGCUCCUAUGGAAGAAAGACCAAUCCUAGAUGAAUUUCCUGAUGAGGCACUCUUUUCUAUCAAAAUCGAAACUCCCCGGUAUGCUGAUUAUGUUAAUUUCUUGGUGAGUAAUGUUAUUCCUCCUGAAUUGACUUAUCAACAAAGAAAGAAGUUCUUUUCUGAUGUUAAAAACUAUCUUUGGGAGGAUCCUUUUCUAUUUAAGGUAUGUGCUGAUCAAGUUAUUAGGCGAUGUAUUCCUAAUGAAGAAGUAUCCGACAUUCUCUUUCAUUGUCAUGAUGGACAGGCGGGAGGACACUUUGGUGCCUCAAAGACUGCAGCUAAGGUUUUACAAUCUGGUUUUUAUUGGCCUACACUCUUUAGAGAUGCAUAUUCUUAUGUUGCUGCAUGUGAUAGGUGUCAAAGAACUAGUAAUAUAUCUAGGAGACAUGAAAUGCCUUUAAACAAUAUCUUAAUCUGUGAAUUGUUUGAUGUUUGGGGUAUGGACUUCAUGGGACCCUUUCCACCUUCAUAUGGUAAUACUUACAUCUUGGUUGCUGUGGAAUAUGUUUCUAAAUGGGUUGAGGCCGUAGCUUUGCCUUGCAAUGAUGCUAAAGUGGUGAUUAAAUUUUUGAAAAAGAAUAUCUUUACCAGGUUUGGCAUGCCUAGAGCGAUUAUAAGUGAUCAAGGCACACAUUUUCUGAAUAAACAAGUUGAAUCACUUUUGGACAAAUAUGGUGUGACACAUAAAGUAGCUACUGCUUAUCACCCUCAAACUAGUGGUCAAGCUGAAAUUUCUAAUAGGGAGAUAAAAAGAAUAUUGGAAAAGUCGGUGAAUCAUAAUAGGAAGGAUUGGGCAAUUAAACUUGAUGAUGCAUUAUGGGCUUAUAGAACUGCUUACAAAACUCCUAUUGGUAUGUCACCUUUUCGACUUGUUUAUGGAAAAGCAUGUCAUUUGCCUGUUGAGUUAGAGCAUAAAGCAUAUUGGGCAUUACGUUUUCUCAACUUUGAUAUGCAAGCAGCUGGUGAGAAGAGAUUGUUGCAAUUGAAUGAGUUGGAUGAGCUCCGUAAUGAGGCAUAUGAGAAUGCCAAGAUCUAUAAAGAGAGGACGAAGAGAUGGCAUGAUAGACAAAUUUUAAGAAGGGAGUUUCAUAUAGGUCAAAGAGUUUUAUUAUAUAACUCACGACUUCGUCUAUUUCCAGGUAAGUUGAAGUCAAGAUGGUCCGGACCUUUCACGGUCACUAAGGUUUUCCCUUAUGGAACAGUUGAAGUUGCUAAUGACAAGGAGGGAACCUUUAAAGUGAAUGGCCAACGUCUCAAGCCCUACUUUGGAGGUGGUUUCGACUCACAGGCUGCCACCGUUACAUUGCUUUCACCUGCUUAG